Molecule: messenger RNA, 1560 nt
Organism: Thermothelomyces thermophilus ATCC 42464
Lineage: Eukaryota; Fungi; Ascomycota; Sordariomycetes; Sordariales; Chaetomiaceae
Exons: 4
Coding region: 1-1560 (519 amino acids)
Cellular component (GO): Cul4-RING E3 ubiquitin ligase complex
Source: RefSeq, a predicted model, not a curated record
AUGAAUCGAGAUAUACCUGGGUUUUACUAUGAUAGCGUCAAGCGCCGGUACUUCCGCAUCGAGAAGAGCCAGACCGCCCCCUCACAGGCGGAGUGGUCGGCGCGGAAUGUCAAGCGGAGAGCGGCCGAGCAGGCGGAGGAGGAGAAGCGGCGGGCGAGGCUGCGACGGGACGCGCAGAAGGUGAGGAGAGCGCGCGUCGAGACCGUUCCGCUGAUGGGCGGGCUGCUGGCCAGGGAAACCGGCAUGUCCCGGAGAGGGGACGGGGUCGGGUCCGGGGACGAGGUGGUGGCUAGGGCUUGGGCCGGCAGUCUGGCGGAGAAAGGGGAGGUGAGGCUCUGGCCGAGCGUCGGCGUCGGCCUCGACUACAGGACGGUCUCGGCGAUGUGGGUUGGGGGCGGCGUUGAGGACGACGGGCUGGGGAUCGUCUGCGGGGUCCUUGAACGCCUCUGGCCCUCGUCAUCGUUCAUCCCGCGAGAUGCAGACGACCGGAUCAAUUUCCAGUUCGCCGCCGGACGGUACCCCCGCGUUGGCUUCCAGCCAAGGAUAGUCAGGGAGUUAACUUCUCAGGGGGGUGUCACGGCGAUCAAGUGCCACGAGCCGUCGUCCAGGAUCCUCCUUGCCUAUGAAUCCUUCCUGGGCGGCGUCGGAAUCUGGCAGUUCCGAGUUCGAGCCCAGGAAGGGGGAGCAGGCCUUGUGCAGCUUCUACGAGGCGGUAUCGAUGGACUGGACCCCUACUUUGCCUCGCUCGGGAACGGGUCUGCUUUCACCAUCCGCGCCCUGCAGCCCGCUCCUCCGAGCUCCCGGCUGACCUGCCUCGUCGGCACCGACCGAGGCAUUGCCCAGCUGCACAACGACGCUCUCACCUUGCUGACACCGCCUCCGCGACAGGGUCAGCGCCACCCGCACCGCAGGAGAAGGCAGCCGUGCGCUCCCGACCCAGACGCCCCCCCCUGGCAAGGCGACGUCCUCUCGGUCGACUUCCUGCACCAGAACUCGGCCGAUACGGUCCUCGCCGGCACCCGCUCCGGCCGGGUCUGCCUGCUGGACCUGCGCGUGCCCCCGCGCCAGUGGUCCGCCCGGUCCAACACGUUUCGCCACCCCAGCAGCACCGCGCACGUCCGGUCCGUCGGGGCCUACCACGUCCUCGCCGCCGGACCGCUCGACGCCAUGGCUCUGUACGACGUCCGCUUCUUGCGCCAACGACGACAACAACACCGCCAACAACAGACCCUCCCGCUCUUCACGUUUCCGGCGUACCGCAACGCAGCGCACCUCUGCGUCGGGCUGGACGUGCUAACGGAACCCGGAUACGGAGGAGGAGGAGGAGGAGGAGGGGGAAUCGUGGCAGCAGCGCACGCUACGAACCGCGCCGAUGACAGGGGAACGGUCGCGCUGUACUCGCUCCGAGACGGCUCGCGGAUCUCCGGGGCCGCGGUCGACGCCGUGCGGGCGCCGGGAGUCGUGCAGAGCCUUCAGUGGCAGACGCUGCCGGGGGACCGGCACCCGAGCCUGUUUGUAGGCGAGGGGCCGGUUGUGAGAAAGUACUCGUUUUGGGCCUGA